Messenger RNA from Zootoca vivipara (common lizard), 4138 nucleotides. RefSeq names its product interleukin 1 receptor accessory protein (gene IL1RAP). The record is from RefSeq and is a predicted model, not a curated record. Gene Ontology annotation, molecular function: interleukin-1 receptor activity. NCBI's taxonomy places the organism in Eukaryota, Metazoa, Chordata, Lepidosauria, Squamata, Lacertidae. Gene Ontology annotation, biological process: signal transduction.
UCACGGCCUAUCAGCGCGCCGGCGGGGCGAGGCGUGGGGAGAAUGGGGGGCCGAAGGAGGCGCCGCCGCCGCGGAGCGAGCGAGGCGGACCGGCCAAGGGAGCCUUCCUCUGUCGGCAGCGCGGCAGCCGCGACGGCGCCCCCGGAGGGCGAGGGUGGAAGCGGGAGGCCUGUUCAGAAACAACAGCAAGGCUGCAGAUGACCCCCUCUCUGUGGAGGAGCAUUUAUAUCAUGCUUUCAAGCACUUGGAGGGUUUGGUGUUUGUGACCACGAGGUUCUUCAACUGCAAGGAUGAAGGUCCGCUGCCUCCUGCUGGUAGCUCUCUGGCUCUGCGCCCUUGACCUCGGCAGCGCCUCUGAGCGCUGCGACGACUGGGGCGUGGACACCAUGAAGCACAAGCCGGUCUACAAUGGGGAGCCGGCCAAAAUCAAGUGUCCUCUCUUCGAAGCCUUCCUGAAGUACAACUACAGUACUGCCCACUCUGCGGGCCUCACUCUGAUCUGGUACUGGAUUGGGCGAGGCCAGGACAUCGAGGAGCCCAUCAAUUUCCGCCUCCCCGACAACCACAUCAGCAAGGAGAAGGACACCCUCUGGUUCCGCCCUGCUCUGCUCAACGACACGGGGAACUACACCUGCAUGCUCAGAAACACCACCUAUUGCAGCAAAGUCGCUUUCCCACUAGAGGUCAUUGACAAAGACCCCGGUUCCUGCGUCAGCCACGCCAUCAGGCCGGAAGAAGUCCUCAUGUAUUUGGACUACACAAACAAGAACCUCACCUGCCCGGAUGUGGAAGGGUUUUAUCCAGCCGGGACCAAGCCAAAGGUCUGGUGGUAUAUGAACUGCCGCCUCAUGGAGAAUUUCCUGGAGCGAUACCCCAGCGGCACCAACCUGACCUUUGGGUUCGUCCGUGAGGCGUACCAGGGCGACUACACCUGUGUUGUGAGCUACAAGGAGAACGGCCGGGAUUUCAACCUCACACGGACUUUGAGGGUCAAGGUGGUAGGGCCUCCAGACAAGGCAAAGGUUCCGACGAUCAUCUCUCCAAAUAAGCAAGUUGGUUAUGAACUCACGCCAGGAGAAGCGCUCGAGAUCCGUUGCGAAGUCCACUUCACAUUCCUGAAGGACUCUCCGCAAGAGGUCUGGUGGAUGGUGGACGGGAAGAGCCCAGAGGACGUCGCUGACCUGAAGUUCAACAUCACACUGACGGACAUCCCCUCCAGCCUUGGCGAGAUGACCAUUGUGAAGACCCUGGUCGUGCCCAAGGUCACGGAGAGGGACCUGAAGCGAAACUACACCUGCCAUGCGCACAACCUGAAGGGGACUGUUCACCAGGAGGCCAUUGUGAAGAUUAAAGCCCCUGUGCCCAGGUACACAGUGGAACUGGUGUGUGGCUUGGGGGCCACCAUCGUCCUGGUCGCCCUCCUGACUCUCAUCUACCACUUCUACUGGCUGGAAAUGGUGCUGUUCUACCGGGCUCAUUUUGGGACGGAUGAAACCAUCUUAGACGGGAAAGAGUAUGACAUUUAUUUGUCCUACGCGAGGAACGCCGAGGAGGAAGAAUUUGUGCUGCUGACGUUGAGAGGGGUUCUGGAGAACGAGUUUGGCUACAAGCUGUGCAUUUUUGACAGAGACAGCCUCCCCGGGGGAAUUGUCACGGAUGAGACCCUGAGCUUCAUCCAAAGGAGCCGCCGGCUGGUGGUGGUGCUGAGCCCCAACUAUGUCCUCCAGGGGACGCAAGCUCUGCUGGAGCUGAAAGCGGGCCUGGAGAACAUGGCAGCCAGGGGCUCCAUCAAGGUGAUCCUUGUCCAAUACCAGGCCAUCAAGAAGAGCAAAGUGAAAGAGCUCAAGCGGGCAAAGGCCGCCCUCACCGUCAUCAAGUGGCAGGGGGAGAAGUCCAGCUACCCUCGGGGAAGGUUCUGGAAGCAGCUGCUGGUGGAGAUGCCCGUCAAGAGCGGCUGGACCAAGAGCUCCGGGCAGGAGCAGGACUCUGCCCAGCCUCCUCUGGGAAAUGUCUGAGGACAAGGGGAGGUGGAGCACCCACCGCUGGGGUGGAGGAGAGGCGUAGCUGGAGAGCAAGGGUUUCUGGGGAUGGAGGGCGCCCUCUCUCAAAUCCCAAGGGCCCAGCUGCCUCUCCCUUCCAGCGCCUGACCUCGGCUCACCUCGCCCGCCUCUGUUUCCCUUCAGAUGCCAGCCGUUUUCUCCUGCUUGUUGGUGAGCCCACCCACAAAGGCCAAAUUGUUUUGAUAUGGGAACGAGUCAGUAUCCUUCCAAGAGAUGUGGGAGCAAUGAGGUCUUGCCCACCUGGCACCACCACCCAGUUUGGCGCAAGAGAUCUCAAGGGCCUCUGAAGGCCAUUCUCCCUACCUUGCAACCGAUCCCUUGGCCUAGAGACCCACUGUGAUAUUUUUAAACUCUGUCAGGACUGGUUGAAAGCCCCCACCCCCCGGAACCCAGAAUGCAGAGCAGGUAGGAAGUUUCUUGCCCCGUGAAGGCAGGGGGGUGCAUUUCCUCACCUACCCGCCCUCCUGUUGAAGCAGGCAAUGUUGAAUCAUAGAACUGCAGAAUUGGGACCCUAGGGUCAUCUAGUCCAACCCCCUGCAAUGCAAGGACGUGGGGGGUGCCUUCAGGUCAAAAGCCCCGUUCUCUUUCCUGCAUCCUAGGAGAGUCUGUAUGUUUCCUUUUCCUUCCACCAUUUCCCAUCAGCCUCCCUUUGCUCCCAUCUCCUCUAGAACGGAAAGCCAUGUUUGGAAUUUUACCUUUUUUUAAUUUUAACUCCCAUUUUCAGUAUUAUUUCUCAUGCCAUCUGCCUCUAAUCUGCCAGGAGAGUAAAACAGACAAGUUUGCAUAUAGUUUUUGCUGUUGAGCCUGGGAGAACAGCCCCACAGGGAGGGAUUUUCCUUUCGUUCUCAGAUUUGAUGGAAGCAGUUUUCCAUCUCUCGACUUAAUUCACACACAAACACACAGAAACCACGCUGCAACUGGCUGUAGGAUUCCAAAGCCCGUUUGCACAGCUCCGAGAUCUCCAUCCCUGAACUCGCUCCGACCGCAGGUUGCAUGUUCGGUGGCAAGCCAAAGAAGUACGGUUGAGCAUGUUGUGGCUGAAACACCCAAAUGGCAUUUGACCUCUGGGCUGCUGUUUUCGGGAUACGUGUUCUUAAACUUCAUGAUGGAGCAAAGAUUUAAACUUGGUGCACAGAAUCUAAACCCAUUACAUGCACCUGUCCUGGACCAUGCAUCUUCUGAGGUGGGUGCUAUAAUGAACGAAUCCGCUCUUCCAAGCACCCUUGCAGUUAAGCACUAGCCUGCACACCAUAGGCAACCAGGGCUUCCACACAGGCGAGCAAGUGGGCUGGCAGAGAUAGGGUAGAGUCCUCCAGAGCUCUCUUCCUUUUGCCUGUUGGAGGAGAGAAGCCCUGCCCUCUGCUCUGCCCAAUAAAGAACUUUGAUAGUACUCAUGGAGUUGGAAGGGGCCCCCCAAUGGUCAUUUAGUCCAACCCGCUGCAAUGCAUACCUAUCCCAAAGCAGCUGGAGGGCAAAAUAAGAUUGACAAAGGCCAAUACAGAAGUUGCAGUCGAGAAUUCAUCCAUUCAUCUCCUUUUGUUGCCAUUUUUGUUAACACAACACCCAUUUCCCCACCUCCCUUUCCUUAUAUCAUCUGCUUUGAAAAGUGACCUUGUUUUAAUUUUGUUGCGUUCAGUUUGCAUUGAAAUAAAGCGCUUAUUUUGAUAGUUUUCCUUAUUGUGCUUCAGUUCAUUCUCCAUGUCUCCUGUGUGUAUGUCUGCUCCUUCCUCCUCCACAACCCCAACUCCUCCUUCUCCCCAUUUGGCCUUCAAGAGAGGGGUCUGCCAUUAGCCAGGUCCCAGAAGUUCCUUUGCAGGAGUCUUGUCACAAAGAAUAGGAGCUGUGUCAGGUCGCACCACCCUGGGCUCAGGUGGGGUCCAGGAGGCAAUAAAAUGCACCUUCACAACCCUUCCCCAAGGAAGCUGAUACACUGGGUGGUCUUCAGCCAAGACUCGCUUCAAGGUUGCCCAUUGAAAUAAAUCAGCAUUUCUCAGUCAGGUCCAUUCAUCCCAAUGAGUCUACUCUGAGUAAGGCCUCAUGCCACCCACUAGGAAUAUAGUAAGAUGCCUUGCAGUGGG